Pediculus humanus corporis (human body louse) is the source of this 3126-nucleotide messenger RNA. RefSeq lists its product as uncharacterized. The record is from RefSeq and is a predicted model, not a curated record. Bases 1 to 3126 code for a protein of 1041 amino acids. NCBI's taxonomy places the organism in Eukaryota, Metazoa, Arthropoda, Insecta, Psocodea, Pediculidae. The transcript has 9 exons.
AUGGAUUUUAAAACAGACACUAUUGGAAAAUCUUAUUGUAAAUUAAACAAGUUUCUAAUUGGAAAAUCAGUUUCUGAUUUUUACAAUGCUGAAGAAUUUAUUUCUUCAUUUAAUGAAUCGUCAAAAUUUGAAAAUAGUUUACAGUCGAUUAUAAUUAAUUCACUUCACUUAACAAGUAAAGUUGAGGAAAUACUUUUGAGUCAAAAUAAUGAUAAUAUUAAGCAAGUUUUCAAAUGUGAUUGGUUUUUUAAAGAGUCUUUAAAACCAGAUGAAUUUUGUACAAAAAUUUUUCCUAAUGUUUCUGCAAGUUUAAGAUGUAAAUUAUUUACAAAAUUGUCCAAAGUCAUCGCCAAUGGUAAAGAUGCCGAAGUAUUAAUGCAGUUCAUUCAAAAAAAUUAUUCAAAAAGUUCUGGAGAAAUAUUUUUACCUAAAUGUGAUGUCAAUUUUAUCAAAAAUUACUUUUCGAAUGAAAAACCUUUUUUACAACAUGUUAAAGCUGAUAAAAUUUGGUUGAAUAUUAGCAGAAGGCAUCCAUCACUUUUCUUAGAAAUUUUAUCAAAUUAUUUCGAUUCAUCAAAUCCGGAAUAUAAAAAUUAUUUUCAACACAACAAAGCUUUAUUAUUUCUGGCUGCAAAUCAUUCAGAUUUGUUUAUACCAUUUUAUAUUAAAUAUUAUUCAAAACUUCUGUACCUUAAUUUUGGUAUUAAAUUAACUCGGAAAUUAGGGGGAAAAUUAAAAGAAGUCAUAUUUAAGUCUAAUCAUCUCAUACAAUCAUCGUCUAUAUUUAAAAGGGAAGUUCUUUUUAAGGCUUUUUCAUUUAAUGACCAAGUGAAAUUUUUGGUGUCUUUAGUGAUUUUUAAAAAGAAUAAAUUAACAUUCUUCAACUGGAUCAAUUCAAUAUAUGAAAUAACUCUAUUGAUGCUAUCAGUAACACCAAACAAACGAUUACAAAUGCUUGAAAGUGUUUUUAAAGAAUUGUUAGAAUUGAUUCCAUUGGAUCAACGACUUAAUUACGUUGUGGCCUAUGAAAAAGAACUUACGGACCCGAAUAACGAAAAAUAUGAAAAUUGUAAAUUUAACGAAGGUUUAAAUACUUGGGAACCCCCUGAUGAAAUGGAAAAUUUUGUUUAUCUUUUUCCCUUUGAUAGUGCCUUUUCACGAUAUAAACAAAUGCUCUCUAAGGCUUGUGUUCUUUAUAAGAGACAAGAUUUGGUGCAAUUCAUGAUCAAACUUUGUGCUAUCAAUCGAGACUACAUUAAUUUAAAAACAGUCGUCGAUUAUGUUUUUACGAGAUUUCGAAACGAUUCCACUCAGGUAUUUAUUCAAUUCAUGACGGACGUUUUUAGAAAUUUUUCUCUCACACUUUUAGAUGUCACCGUGAUUGAAAAAAUUGAAGAAAUGCUCGAGUUAUGUUUUUUGCGAAACGAUAGGUACAGUUACAGUUACCUAUUGGAAAAAUGCAUGUACUAUCGUUUACAUAAAAAUAUGGAGGUGGACUUUUUAAUUAAAAAAAUGAUCGAUUGGAAAAUUUCCGAAGGAAUAGAAGAAGAUUUUAUACACGAUUUUAAAAACGUCGACGCACGAAAAUUAUUUUUUAGAUUUUACAAAGAAUUAAUUAAAUGGAUGACAUCUAAUCCGGACAACAAAAAAAGUUCUAAAACUAUUCCAAAUUGGAUUCUAAUGACCAUUAGCGAUUAUAACACGAAUAAUUUAAAAACUCCAAUAAUUGUAACGGACGUACCGGAAUUAAUACGUCAUAUUAAUUUAAUAGUUAAAAAAAACACAAACGAUGUUUUAAAUGAUGUCGAUACUGUCGAAACGUUAAAAAAUAAAUCCGUUAGUUUAUUUUUAACCCAAUCGAAAGCUAAUCUAUUUAAAUAUUUAUUAAAACAUCAUCCCCAGAUAAUUUGUGAUAAAUUUGAUAACUUUGUAAGUUUUCUGAUAUCGAAUUUCGAAGAACCUGGGAUAAAAGAUGUUUUUUUUUCUUGUCUCAAAAUGUUGAGCUUCAUGUCAUUGAAUGAAAAAUUAUUUACAAAUAUUUCAAAAGAAUUUCAAGAGAAUAAAAAUGUCGCAAUUAAGAGAAACAAUUAUUUUAAAGAAGUUUUGUGGUCGUUUCAAAACUGUUGCUAUCAUUCACGUACCGAUGAAAUUGUACCCAAAUUGAUGAACAUUUUAAAGGAUUCAAACAUUUCUAAAAUUGCUAUUAAAAAGGAAUUGAUUCGAGUAUUGGUUAACAUAACAAACUUUAGUGAAUCCCUCGUGAUUAGCAACAAGUGCUGGAGUAUGAUCGAUCAUUAUUCAACGAGGACAGUAUUAUUAAAAAAAGUAACAUCAUCUUUUUUGGAACAACCUUCAGAGGAAACAUUUAACACAUUAAAAAAAUUCAUAUCGGAAAGUGACGAAUUGGUCAUUGAAUCAAGACCCCCUCUAAAAGAUAUACCUUUAAAAUAUUUUGAAGAUUAUGUUUUGACCCUUUGGACAUUUUCCGAAAAACAAAGUCCGAGAUUGAAAAAUCAUUUGCAAGAUUCCAUUUUAUCCGUUUUCCGUACGGUCACACACGAAGAUUCAAAAUCCGCAAUGAUUAUUUUGAACGCCAUAUUGGAAAAUUGGCCAUACACGACAAAUACGGUUUUAUUCGAAGAUUAUUUGAUAAUCACUUACUACGAAAUGUAUUUCAGAUUAUUUAACAAAUUUCAAAAUACGAGCGUCGAACAUAAAUCUGAACAAUUUGGAAAAGAAUUACGAAAGCUUUUUUGCGGUUACACCGAAUAUAAUCAUUUAUCAUUAUUAUUUUUAAAAUCUUUCGAUGCAUUUAUAAAAGAGUUAAAUUCUCACAAGCAAAAUUUCGAUAUUCUUUCGACAUUGAAAGAACUUCUGAACGAACCUCAGGAUAUCACACUCGCCAUAUUUGUAAUUUUAACGAUAUCCGACGAUUUUGUUAAACUUUAUAAAUCGGAUAAUAGGAAUUUAAAUGCACAAGAAAAAGCACACAUGAACACAUUGAGCGACAUUGUUAAUUCUUUAAGCUCGAAUCAAAAUUAUGUCAUUCAAAUACAUUUUAAGAAAAAAUUUGGAAUCGAUGAUGCUGAAUUGCAAUCUCAUAUGGACACAACCUCAACGGGAUAA